UCCAAAGUCUUAAAGUAGUCGUUUACGGACUACAGCUUGAGAAGCGCAGAAUUACAAUUUUAGGAAAUUAACGCUCUUGGAUCGCAUACUAACAGAGAAGAGAGGAUUAAAAAAUGAAGUGAUUCAUCCAGUCAGACUUUCCAGUAAUUCACCAAUCACAUUGUUGGACUCUUCAGCCAAUGGUUUUGUUGCGCGGGACUUUUGAAAAUCAACAAGGCCAAUUAGAAUGUUUCUGAGUAUAUAUAAGGGUAGUUGCCACUCUGCCAAGUGGCUGAGUUUUUCUUCCAGUUAAUCUGAGAUGGCCCGCACCAAGCAGACUGCACGCAAGUCCACCGGUGGCAAAGCACCGCGCAAGCAGCUGGCCACUAAGGCGGCUAGGAAAAGCGCGCCGGCCACCGGCGGCGUGAAGAAGCCUCACCGCUACCGUCCCGGCACCGUGGCUCUGCGCGAGAUUCGCCGCUACCAGAAGUCGACUGAGCUGCUGAUCCGAAAGUUGCCUUUCCAGCGCCUGGUGCGAGAAAUCGCUCAGGACUUCAAGACGGAUCUUCGCUUUCAGAGUUCCGCAGUGAUGGCCCUGCAGGAGGCCUGCGAAGCCUACUUGGUGGGGCUCUUUGAGGACACCAACCUGUGUGCCAUCCAUGCUAAGCGAGUGACUAUCAUGCCCAAGGACAUUCAGCUAGCUCGCCGCAUUCGUGGGGAGAGAGCGUAAAGCCUUAGUGCCCUCGGACACGGCGUGCUUGGCCAGCUCCCCAGGAAGCAGCAGGCGUACCGCCGUCUGAAUCUCCCUAGAGGUGAUAGUAGAGCGCUUGUUGUAAUGCGCCAGGCGGGAAGCCUCACUCGCAAUGCGCUCGAAGAUGUCGUUGACAAAGGAAUUCAUGAUCCCCAUGGCUUUGGAGGAGAUGCCAGUGUCAGGGUGGACCUGCUUCAGCACCUUGUACACGUACACAGAGUAGCUCUCCUUGCGGCUGCGCUUACGCUUCUUUCCAUCCUUCUUCUGCGCGUUGGUUACCGCCUUCUUGGAGCCCUUCUUCGGAGCGGGAGCGGACUUAGCUGGAUCAGGAGUAAGAACAACUGUUGGUUCCGUUGUGACCGUUGCUUGAAACUCAUUCCUAUGGCCCGCACGAAGCAAACGGCUCGUAAGUCCACUGGCGGCAAAGCGCCGCGCAAGCAGUUGGCCACUAAGGCGGCUCGUAAGAGCGCGCCGGCCACCGGUGGCGUGAAGAAGCCCCACCGCUACCGGCCUGGCACCGUCGCCCUCCGUGAAAUCCGCCGCUAUCAGAAAUCGACUGAGCUACUGAUUCGCAAGCUGCCAUUCCAGCGUCUGGUACGUGAGAUCGCGCAGGACUUCAAGACCGACCUGCGCUUCCAGAGCUCGGCGGUGAUGGCGCUGCAGGAGGCCUGCGAGGCUUACCUGGUGGGGCUCUUUGAGGACACCAACCUGUGUGCCAUCCACGCAAAGCGAGUGACUAUCAUGCCCAAGGACAUCCAGCUAGCUCGCCGCAUUCGCGGAGAGAGGGCAUAAGUUGUACUAAGGGUGUGUACCAACUUAAACCAAAGGCUCUUUUCAGAGCCACCAACAG
Molecule: messenger RNA, 1580 nt
Organism: Rhinopithecus roxellana (golden snub-nosed monkey)
Lineage: Eukaryota; Metazoa; Chordata; Mammalia; Primates; Cercopithecidae
Exons: 3
Cellular component (GO): nucleosome
Molecular function (GO): structural constituent of chromatin; protein heterodimerization activity; DNA binding
Source: RefSeq, a predicted model, not a curated record